AUGCAGCGUUGGGUGGAAUCGCCGCCGGAGCAUGAACCUGCUGCUGUUGGCGAUAUUGCGCGUGCGAUGGCUUCUACUUCACAUGAAGAUGCUGGAGACUUCGCGUAUCAUCAACCAUGGGAAUCGCCUUACGCCAUGUCCUCGGCAAGCAGUGCGAGAACCUCUCAAUCGAGUGAAUUCUCGGGUCAUUGCUCAUCAGGCUCGCAAACGUCCCUCAAAGUACGCCGCGUACCGCGGAAGAAGCGGACCACUCGACGCCGGCGCCUUGACACGGAGAGAACCGCACCCAUCGGCAUGCCGUAUCAAUGCACAUUCUGCACUGAGGUCUUCAAGACCAAGUAUGAUUGGCAGCGUCACGAGAAGUCGCUUCAUCUACCGCUAGAGAGAUGGAUCUGCGCACUUCAAGGCUCUCGCACUACCAAGGAGUCGAUCGGAGAUCAAUGCUGUGUCUUCUGCGGUGAGGUACAGCCGGAUGACAAGCAUAUCGAAGCGCACCACUACUCUGCAUGCCAGGAAAGAAGCUUACAAGAACGUACCUUCCACCGGAAAGAUCACCUUGUCCAGCAUCUGCGCUUGGUGCACGGCGUCGAAUUCGCCGAGUGGUCGAUGGCACGCUGGAUGCUUCCCAUACCCGAUGUCAGAUCAAGAUGCGGAUUUUGCGGUACUACCAUGAAUACAUGGCUGGAGAGAACUGAUCAUCUUGCCGACCACUUCAAGUCUGGUGUUACGAUGGCGAGUUGGCAAGGUGACUGGGGUUUUGAUGCGUCCGUUAUACCGUUGGUCGAGACUGCUAUCCCUCCAGAUCUCAUCGAUUGGGAACGCGGCACUCUCAUUCCCAUGAAAGGCAGCGACCCAUCUUGGGGUACUCCGCCAAAUGCGUACGAACUGCUCAAAGUCGAAAUCGAGUUCUUCAUCCAGCGAUAUUUCGACAAACAUGGGUACUUGCCAGACAAUGAUGCGAUGCAACUAGAAGCCUGUCGCAUCAUCUUCGCAGCCGAGACCACUUCCGUCAUGCACGGACCAGACACAAACCAUCUCCACGAGGUUUCAUGGCUACGAGACCUGAUGAUGUCAUCACAUGAGCUGACUGAACACGCAAGAUUUCAGCCCGUUCGAUCAUCUCGCGAGAGUAGACAUUUCCCGCUACGGAUUAAUGCCAAGGAUCAUCUCUUCGAACAAUGCCCGCUUGAGGCGCAGCUUCGUGGCUUCGUCACCCAACGCAUAGCGACUGGCGAAGCGCUUGACGAUGCGCAACUGCAUCACGAGGCAUGUCAGAUUGUUCGGCGCAUGGAGCAGGAGUCCAGUACUCCAUCGGAUGUUUUCGCGAAUUGGAUCGUCAAAGGAAUCUACUCGGGCACAAAUUGGAUUUCGCUCUUCAAGCAACGCGCAGGCAUCUCUGAUGUUUUAUCCACCGAUAUCCCGGCGGAUCAUGGCUUGGGUGAGUUACUAGACCUCUCGUGGCCAGCCUCGCCUACCAAGGAAGCGUCAACUUCCGCGCUCGGGACCGCGAGUCCAUCCAAGCAAACCCAUGACUACUUCACUACGCUGCCGACUUUCUCAGAAGAGCCGAUAAUCUCGCCUGAGUCCACCGCGCAGACGGACAUGUACGGUCGGUUGCGAUCGCUGCUACCCGACGACACCAACUUCUACCGGAUCUUUGACAGCGACAUGCGGAGAUGGGCAGCAUCAACGCUUUCACCGAAGAACCCGAAUUGCCAUGUCCCUUCCGAUGAAGAGAUACAGCAUCAGGCGCGAUGGAUCAUGUAUGAUGGUGACGACCCAUGGAACCAGACACCUGCGGAUUUCCCGAACUGGUUGUCGCGAUUCAAGAGGGAGGUUGGGAUUGUGGCAAAUGACGAGGGAUCAUGUGUUGCAGUGUCAUCAGCAACCCAAAAAGAAACUGCUUCAUCAGGCCAACCUACGAACUCCCACGAUGAGCCGCCCGGCCCGUUCCGGCUAUUCGCACUGCCGGGAGAGCUCCGCAACAUUGUCUACGCUCACGUUCUCGAAACGGACGAGGCUAUCCUCAUGGCACUAUAUCUCAAGGAUGGAGCUUUACAUCAGCGUCUGAUCCUCGACGAUCCGAUCCGAAAACUACGAAUGGACCUAAACCAAAUGAAACUCGUCUGCAAACAACUCCACGAAGAAACAUCAGCUCUACCACCAACCCGAUGUCCAGAACUAAUCUUCCCCCUCCGCAAAGACACCCCCGAAUCCGCUUCUAGCAUAUGUGCAGAUUACAUUGCUAGUGCUAGACCCGAGAACCUCAAAGGCAUCCACCGCAUCCACGUCCACGAACGCAUCGCAUACAGACAGUGUCCUUUCUCGCCGCACCUCUUCGACCCUUGCUUGGGCCAGCUCGUAACAUUCGCCACCGACUACCUUUCCACCUCGAUCCAGACAUUCCUCCAUGCCGUAGACCCAAAAAUAUCCAACGACACGUCUAAGUUCCCCAUCGCAGGCUUCUCCUACGAGAUAGCUCGGAAACGGGUCGACGACGGAUACUACAGCGCUUGGUACAAUAUCGAUAGGGCUCUGGACGAGAUGGCGGAGACAUGGUCUGACCAUGCGAUUGAGCCGCAGCCGUUCCCGCAGAACUUCAACAACUGUCUGCACUAA
This is a messenger RNA of Alternaria viburni, 2619 nucleotides long. RefSeq lists its product as uncharacterized. The record is from RefSeq and is a predicted model, not a curated record. NCBI's taxonomy places the organism in Eukaryota, Fungi, Ascomycota, Dothideomycetes, Pleosporales, Pleosporaceae. The coding region runs from base 1 to 2619 and encodes 872 amino acids. The transcript has 5 exons.